This is a messenger RNA of Numida meleagris (helmeted guineafowl), 5212 nucleotides long. It is a transcript of the gene DCAF10, whose product is annotated as DDB1 and CUL4 associated factor 10. The transcript has 7 exons. Gene Ontology annotation, cellular component: Cul4-RING E3 ubiquitin ligase complex. The coding region runs from base 16 to 1458 and encodes 480 amino acids. The record is from RefSeq and is a predicted model, not a curated record. Gene Ontology annotation, molecular function: protein binding. Lineage: Eukaryota; Metazoa; Chordata; Aves; Galliformes; Numididae.
CGGGCCGGGCGCGAGAUGAGCGCGAAGGCGGCCAAGGCGGGGUCCUGCGCCGGCCCGGCGGCCCCGGGGCCCGGCUCGCCGCCACCGCCCGGCAUGCGGCCGCCGCCUCCCGCCGCCUCCCCGCGGACGGCGCCGGAUUGCGGCCUGUUCGGUUGGCUGCGCGGGCGCUGCCUGGGCCGCAGCGCCGCCGUGGACCCGGCGCGGGACAGCUUCCGCGCCAUGACCGGGCUGUACGGCUCCAUCCAGCCCGCCGACUCCGUGUACCUCAGCACCCGCACGCACGGCGCCGUCUUCAACCUCGAGUACUCGCCGGACGGGUCUGUGCUGACUGUUGCUUGUGAACAGACUGAAGUGCUGCUUUUUGACCCAAUAUCUUCGAAGCACAUCAAAACUCUCUCUGAAGCUCAUGAAGAUUGUGUAAAUAAUAUCAGGUUUCUAGAUAAUCGACUUUUUGCAACUUGUUCUGAUGACACUACAAUAGCACUUUGGGACCUGAGAAAGCUGAACACAAAAGUGUGCACUUUACAUGGUCACACCAGCUGGGUUAAGAACAUUGAGUAUGACACCAAUACGAGACUACUAGUAACGUCAGGAUUUGAUGGAAAUGUGAUCAUCUGGGACACAAACAGGUGCACUGAAGAUGGGUGUCCCCACAAGAAGUUUUUUCACACCCGUUUUCUUAUGCGAAUGAGGUUGACACCAGACUGUUCCAAAAUGCUGAUCUCAACGUCCUCUGGAUAUCUUCUGAUUUUGCAUGACCUUGAUCUAAACAAAACUCUAGAGGUUGGCAGCUACCCCAUUUUAAGAGCUAGGAGGACUGCAUCGAGUUCAGAUAUAACAUCUUCGAGUCUGUCCAGUCCUCGAGCUAUUGGUUCCCCGUGUCACCAGAAUGAUUCGGGUCCACUGUCUGAGAAGCAGAUGUCACGGUCCUCGCAGCGAGAAGGUGGAUCACCUAGAAAUAGUUUGGAGGUCUUAACACCAGAAGUUCCUGGAGAGAGAGACCGAGGCAAUUGCAUUACAUCCCUGCAGCUACAUCCGAAGGGGUGGGCCACCCUUCUUCGGUGCUCGAGUAACACAGAUGACCAGGAGUGGACUUGUGUCUAUGAGUUCCAGGAAGGAGCCCCCGUGCGCCCUGUCUCCCCUCGCUGCUCCCUGCGAUUGACUCAUUGCAUCGAAGAAGCCAAUGUUGGCCGGGGUUACAUCAAAGAGCUUUGCUUCAGUCCUGAUGGCCGGAUGAUUUCAUCCCCACACGGCUUUGGGAUCCGCUUGCUGGGGUUUGACGCACACUGCAGCGAACUUGUUGACUGCUUGCCCAAAGAAGCCGGUCCCUUGAAAGAAAUCCGUUCCCUGUAUUCUCACAAUGAUGUGGUACUGACAACAAAGUUCUCUCCAACCCACUGUCAGAUUGCCUCGGGGUGCCUUAGCGGACGCGUUUCUUUGUAUCAGCCAAAGUUCUAGGCGCAUUGUGCAUCGACAGGACCUUCGGAUGUUUGUGUUUUAACUACUUCAGCUUAGUUGAAGUGUGUUCUUUUGGAAAUGCCGUAAAUCCAGAUGAGAUCAUAGUGACUGUGGUCUCAGUACAUAAUAAUGACGUGAGUUCCUGGUCCAGCACUGUACGCAUUCUCAUACCGCAUCCGCGAGUCGGGCUCCCUGCGUUGUGUUUUCAGCCUUCUAGGCAGACCUCAGCUGCUUCUGACCCUGUGAAAUCGAGUCGUCGUUCUGGUUGGUUUGUACUGUAGUACUUGCUGGUAAUCUUCUUCGCCGUGACUUGAAGUGGGCUGUCUGAAAGAAACAUAGAUGGGAUGCAGGUAGGAGCUCAGCCACAACUCACCCAGGCUUCCCUGGUGCAGCACCUCUCUGUUCCAAAGGGCCUCUCCACUCGCUGAAACUGCAAUGCAGUGAUUGUGAGAUAUCAAGCAGGUUUUGGCACAAGAAGACAGGGAAAAAAUGGUUUCAUACUAAUUUGGUUAUCUGUGGUUGGCUAGAAAAAUUAGUCAGCUUUCUGUAAUGUUUUGCUGUCCUAAAAAAUCUUUUUAGACUGCUUAAUGACAUAUCUUGAAAUUAUGGUAGAAGGAAGAGGCUCCCAGGAAGCAGCAACACAAUGAGAGGUGGCGGCCCCAGGUUGCACCGGGGAAGGUGAGAUCAGGUUGGAUGUAAGGAAGACUUUCUCCUCCAGAAAAGUGGUCGUGUUGGAACAGGCAGUGGCCCAGGGAGGUGGUGGAGUCACCAUCCCUGGGGGGUGUUCAGGAGCUGUGGAGGUGUGGCAUUGGGGGACAUGGUCAGUGAGCAUGGUGGGUGUGGGUUGGGCUUGGACUUGGGGAUCAUAGUGGUCUUUUCCAGCCUUAAGGAUUGUAUGAUGCCGUGGACUGAGACAUAGCUGCACUUUUUCCUCAGAAUUGAAUUGAAAAUGCCUGGAGCAGAGUAACAGGAGCUGAAUGGGUAAACAUAUUGAGCUGCAUCCACUGCACAUGAACCUUAGAGAAUGUUUCCUUGCAGUGUGUGUGGUCAAUAGGCAACUUUCAGUCCUCAGCCAGUAGGAUUUCUCCUUUGGGAAGCUUUCCACGUCACUUACAUAAACCUUCAUCCUAUGCUGGAAAAUGAGCAGUGCAGAAUUUUCUGCUUGUGUUAAGGCCGUUAUGUCCUCUGGCUGUUCUGCACCUCAUGUUGUGGCAGGAGUCUGUCUAGGAAGUGCCUGUAGUACAACUAGAUAAGUAUUUCUUCACAAGUGUUGUCAGUUCAGGAGUGGAUUAGAAGCGUUCCCGUCUAAGAUCUACAUGGAUUUAACUGGGUUAAUCAUAAAAUCUGAAACACGAUUUGAGGGGUGAUCAUUAACACACUAAGUAUGAAUGCCAAGUUUUACUCCUUAAGUAAGUUCCCAGACCAGGUGAGGAUGGGGGGGACCUCCCUGUGAGCUGGCACAGGCUGCUCAAACACAUUCCAGGUGCCCUGCCCUCGGAGGUCCUGCGGGCAGCCUGCUCCCGUGGGAAGCAUCUCUGCCCACGGCAUGGUGCUGGAACUGGGUGAUCCUCAACGACCCUUCCACCCCAAAUCGUGCCGUGACUCUAAAUUUUCGGUGAAUUUUUAUUUAAAAACAAAACCAGACCUUCAGUAAUGGGUGUUGGAUAGCCUGAGGACUACCUCCUGCUCUGGGUUUGCAGCACCUUUAGCAGCGGGCUGCUGAGGGGCUGCCUUCACAUCGCUUAAUGGACGCUGUUGACAGAACUCCCGUCGCUCAGUAAGCGUCCUAGAAUUUCUAAUCUCCUGGAUGUUCAGCUGAAUUAUUCGGCGUUAGUGUCUGAGCAGAAUAUCGGCUCGGCUGGAGGAGGGAGAAUACCCGUAACCUGACACACAGAAGCCCGCAGUCUUCCCAGACAACAAGGCGUUAGAAGGUUUCCAGAGCUGUGGCUCCUGAGCCAUUCUGUUGUUGCUGAGACUCGUGCCUUGAACUCAGACGUGCGCGGGUGAAGGGAUAGAUGAGGACAUGCCUUAUUUUCCAAAGCAGAGCAUCAGUCUUGGUUUCAAACCGUUGUAACUUCUGAACGCUUUUGGAACCGUGUCCGAGGAACGCGGUUCACCAAAGGGACGCCCUUCGUGUGUGCAGCAGAAAUCUGACAUAACUAACUCUUCCUGUUACUUCGUGGUAAGUUUUAACUAGAACUGGAAGAGUGCAGUUGUUUGACUGCUCCUUUCCAGCAGUACUUGGAAGAUUUCAGUCAAACCUGGUGUAUUUCACCCACGAGUUGCAGAAAACGCUUGUUGAAGCGCUGUUCAGUAACUUACGACUGAAGAUGCCUUGCUGUUUCAGCUCGGAGGAAGGAGUGGUGUUCAGCUUUUGUCUUCCUAAGUAAGUCAUUGCCUUGUGAAGUAAUUUGUUGCUGAGCUUCGGAUUCUCUCUAGGUAGCCAAAAGAAGCUUACCGUGUUUAAAAAGAGAAAUCCUUAACCCUGCACCCUUAAAAUUCGAAGGGGCCCAGCUGUAUAAACCUGCCUGUCUCAAACGUAAGGAAUUGUUUCAUGUGGUGUAUUGACGUCUGCACUAAUAGCAAAGUACAGCAGUGGCUUUAAACGUGUUUACUUUCGAGCGCUCCAGUGUUACACCGCGUGAUAGAUCUUACAGUCCUAAUGAAGAUGGAGCUCCUUGGCUGUAAAGCAUGCAGAUCUGUUUUUUAAAUGCAUGGUUUCGUACUGGUGGGUUUCCAUAGCAAAGCCGUUCCCUCGCUCACAGUGCAGCUGGUCAGCAGAAGCAGAUGGACGGCGUCACCGAGGCCUGCGCGGGGCAGCGCCCGCUCACAGCAGCGCUUACGGAACCAAGCCGGGCUCUGAAGACAGCUCUCCUUUCCUAGCAGCCCAGUGCCUGUCUCUUGUAGGAGUGAAUGCGUUUUCCGCCUGUUCCACUGGAGGUUAGUCUUCGCUUCGUUGUAGCUCUGUAGCGCGUUUGUGGAGGAGGAAAGAGAAAGCAUUAACGGGACUACGUAACGACAUCCAUGUCUGUGUACUUUCCUGCGAGGUACGUGUGUGUAUUCCAGUAUAUCCGCAGCCGCUGGGCAUCGUCAGUCCAACGUGGGUAGUUCAGGGAAAAACGUGACCUCCAUCGGAAUUACUGGGGAUAAAGCACAGUGAUACUGACACACAUCUGUUUGCACUCUUUGAGACUUGGUAAGGACAAUUUGCCUACUACCAGAAUUGGAAUGUAAACAUCAGGUUUUCCUGUGUCUUUUUUUUGUUGUUGUUGUUGUUGUUGUUGUUAUUUUUAAUUUGGGCAACACUGAUGUGUAAUAGGUCCCGAGACCGUGGAAAAUGGACCUGUUGCUCCCUAGCUUGCCCUCCUGAAAGCUUUUAAGAAUUCUAGUUUACAAGAUUCUAAGACGUUGGAGUAAAAGAAGGUUGAGAACCCUAAUAUUUUUGUCCUGCAAGAGAAAGAAACUUCUAAUUUCCUGAUCUUGGUCAGUGGUGCGUUUUCUGAUGCACUAGGUAUCUUCAUUUAAGUGUAAAGUUUUUAAUACUAGAACAAAUUGUGCAUGUAAAUAUUUUGAAAUACCUGAGAUUUCGUAGUAUGAAGUGUAGCCUUUUCAUACAAUAUAAAAGUACCAGAACUGCUCUGAAUAUAUUGUACUUACAGCCGUACAGUAACUUACUAUUUGUGGAACGUUUUUCUUGCUUGCGUAAUAAAUUAAACAUUUAAUAACUCAGUGAAUUAAAAUCUAUUUUCAUGGA